GACCAUAAACGACACUUUUUAGAUUUCGCACAUAACCAAGGACGCGUGCCUACUGAAGAACCAAUCGAUGCUGCUGUAAUAAUUCGACUCAUUUGCACUGUUGUAUCGUCACAAACAACGCACCAGCGGCAGUAAUCCGAACAUAUAUCUAGCUGACCGGCAGGCCCUUGAAGAAUAAUGGACGACGCCACUACAUAUGAAGCAUUUGAUGCGUCGGAUGCAGAAUCAAAUGCAUCUGCAAAAGGCUCGUAUAUUGAUGGGCCAGCGCAUGACAACGAAACAUGCCAGACCCAACCCUCAGGAGUACAUGAUCGCUUGGACAUGUCGGGCAUCACUGCGGUGGAUCAUGCCCACAAGGACGACACUGAUCAGAUGAAGUCCGACUUCUCAUCUAUUCCGAUCUUCGACGAAGCGGAAGCACAGCAGGAGUCAUUGGCGCAGGAUGCGGAGCCUAUUCUAUCUGAUGUCGAAUCUGCCCCCAAGAGCGUCAACGGCGGACUCAAAAAAGGCACAAAGAAACCAAACCAACGCUCGAUAUUGGAUCACUGGCUCAGACAUUACGGACAAGUACUAUAAGCUGUUGAAGAUUGAUCGUACUGCACCUCCGGGCCAACUAUCUGUCUUUGAAGACGAUAUUGUGUACAGCAAAAAGGAGGUCACUCAGCUGCUGACAACAAUUGAUGAGGGCAAUAAAGCAACUGGUGGUUUGCGAGUCAAGUGCAGCUUCUGGGGCAUACUGGGCUUUAUCAAGUUCACAGACUGUUACUACGUCUUGCUCAUCACCAAGCGGCAACAGGUUGCAAUGAUUGGUGGCCACUACAUCUAUGGAGUCGAAGGCACCGAGCUGGUUCCUCUGACUACCGGCGCCGGUUCACGCUUUGCUCGCGAACGCAAUGCCGAAGAAGGCCGCUUCCUGAGUAUUCUUAAUAACCUCGACCUUACUCGCUCCUUCUACUUUAGUUACUCCUACGACAUCACCCGCACAUUGCAGUACAACAUUACCCGACAACGAAAUGCACUCAAUCGAGGAAUACAACAGCCCGGUCAUGACUACAAUGACAUGUUUGUCUGGAACCAUCAUCUUCUGAGCCCAGCGGUGAAGCAUUUGAAGAAUGCUUUCGACUGGUGUCUACCUAUCAUUCACGGAUUCAUCGAUCAAUCAUCUCUUGAUGUUUUCGGACGCAGCAUUUACAUCACUAUCAUUGGCAGACGUUCACGCUUCUUCGCUGGCGCACGUUUCCUCAAGCGUGGAGCGAACGACCUUGGCUAUGUGGCCAACGAUGUAGAGACUGAACAGAUAGUCUCGGAGAUGCUCACGACUUCAUUUCAUGCUCCUGGGCCCAAGAUGUUUACAAAUCCCAACUACACUUCCUACGUUCAUCAUCGAGGCAGCAUUCCUCUUUACUGGUCUCAAGACAAUAGUGGUGUGUCUCCAAAGCCAGACAUCGAUCUCAAUGUGACAGAUCCGUUCUACCAGCCCGCGGCGAUGCACUUUGAUGACCUCUUCAAACGUUAUGGUUGUCCAAUCUAUGUAUUGAACCUGAUCAAGUCCCGCGAGCGGACGGCGAGAGAGUCCAAGCUACUCACCGAAUUCCAAAAUGCCUUGAAUUACCUCAAUCAAUUCUUGCCAGAGGACAAGAAGAUACAAUACAAGGCUUUUGACAUGAGCAGAGCUGCAAAGACCAGGGGUGGAGACGUCAUCGGAACACUCGAGAUCAUUGCCGAAGAGAUUAUGCAAAAGACAGGAUUCUUCCACAACGGAGAUGUAGAAGAUGGACUACCGCAAGUCCAGAAUGGUAUCGCUCGAACGAACUGCAUUGAUUGCCUGGAUCGUACGAAUGCGGCCCAAUUCGUCAUUGGCAAGCGCGCUCUCGGGCACCAACUACGAGCGCUAGGCGUGAUACCUACUGCUGACAUGGAGUACGACUCGGACGCAGUCAAUGUCUUUACGCACAUGUUUCACGACCAUGGAGACACAAUAGCCAUACAAUAUGGUGGAUCUCAUUUGGUCAACACGAUGGCCACAUAUAGAAAGAUAAACCACUGGCAUACCCAGUCGAGAGACAUGGUAGAAAGCUUCAAGCGAUACUACCACAACUCAUUUCUCGAUUCUCAGCGACAGGAGGCAUACAACCUAUUUCUUGGAAAUUACAUUUGGGCACAAGGCCAACCCAUGCUCUGGGACCUCUCUACGGAUUACUAUCUUCACCACACGGACCCCAAGAAAUGGCUGGAUCGUGCCCGCAAGAGCUACAUAAAUUGGUUUACACCCGAGCAUCUAGAGCGACGAACGCUACCGCCUACAGCUGAGCGUGGAAAAACUCAAAAGACAGAUCAAAACCUGGCGGAAUAUGACGACUACUGGCUAGAGUAUUACAGGCCUCUUGCAGUAUCGUCAUUCGUCAAAGUGUACUCGUACAGAAUGAACACCAACCACAGAUUCCUACCCGAGAGACCGAGCAAAGACACGAAAUACGACUUCAGCCCAUUCACACCUCGCAUCGAUCUGAACAGAAACUCUCCCGACUCGCCAGAGAAGAAGCCUCCGCGUAAAGGUGUAACCAUCUCCGUCAAGAUUGCGGAUAAAGCAGCCAUUACCCAGAUGACCUUGAAUCGUAUAUACGACCACUCUCUCAACCCUUCUGUGACGGCAGAAGAAACGACAGAGUAUGAACGAUACAUCUCGCACCCCUUCAAAAUCCCACUCGUUGUAUCAUCAGAGCUACCACCAGAGACAAACCUCAAUCUUGACUUUGUGGAUUAUGUCAAUAGUGGCAGAGCCGGGGUCGAUUCUGGCGACGAAGGCAGUACGGGAGUGCUUGAGCCCAGUUAUGAAGAUUUGGCCGAGUUCACCGACUUUUUGACGGUCAGAGAAGAUCCAUUGACUGUGUGGGAGGAAGAUGGAGGAAAGAAGAGAUACAAGGCAUAUCGCCAGUGGUUGAAGGGAAAGAGUCUGUUCAAGCAGAGCAAGGUGGAUCCUGAGUUUAGACAGUAAACAGGGUCAAGAAGGUGUAGACAGAAUGUUUCAAUUUUGGUCUACUUGUAUGAACUUGGUCUCUUGGACGAUGACAAAAGAAACAUCCCACGUC
Molecule: messenger RNA, 3089 nt
Organism: Aureobasidium pullulans EXF-150
Lineage: Eukaryota; Fungi; Ascomycota; Dothideomycetes; Dothideales; Saccotheciaceae
Exons: 3
Coding region: 443-2995 (850 amino acids)
Biological process (GO): phosphatidylinositol dephosphorylation
Cellular component (GO): intracellular membrane-bounded organelle
Molecular function (GO): phosphatidylinositol-3,5-bisphosphate 5-phosphatase activity
Source: RefSeq, a predicted model, not a curated record